AUGGUGCAUCCACAUUCAAUUGCCCUCCGAGGGGCACUGCGCAACCUUCGAGCUCGUCCCGCCCCGCAACAAAGAUUCUUCGGUGCAUCGGCCCGAUACCAGGCAAGCGAGAAGCCGCAGCAGGCCUCCUUCAAGAGCCAGCUCUACGAGAGCACCCAAUCCCGUCUGAAGCGCGAGCGAGCCGAGCAAGAACGUUUCGCAAAGUACCAGACUCAGUCUCCCGGUGGCCGAUAUGCCGCCCUAGUCUUCGCUUUGGUCUUCUUCUCCACCGGUUCAUACUACCUCGGAUCGCUUAAGCCCGCUGCCCUCCCGACAACUUCCACAAGUGCUCUUGCAGAUAUCGAACCGGCCAAGCAUAAUGUGUCCCCGUCCAACCUCCAGGCUGCUUGGUCAGACUUCGUGGAGAUUCUAGGAAAAGAAAAUGUCUCGACUACUCCCGGCGAUCUUGAGUCACACGCCGGCUCGGACUGGUCUUCUUACUCGCGGAAGGACAAUGAAACGCCCUUCUUGAUUCUUUACCCAGAUACCACCGAGGAGGUCUCCCGAAUCAUGAAGGUCUGCCACCAGCGAGUCAUCCCGGUCACUCCCUACUCGGGCGGCACAAGUUUGGAGGGUCACUUUGCACCCACUCGCGGAGGUGUAUGCAUUGACUUCCGUCGUAUGGACCGUAUCUUGCAGUUGAACAAGAGUGAUCUCGACGUAGUGGUCCAACCGGCACUAGGAUGGGAGGAACUGAACGAGGAGCUGACCAAGGAUGGUCUCUUCUUCCCUCCGGACCCAGGCCCAGGAGCUAUGAUCGGAGGCAUGGUUGGCACAGGCUGCUCGGGCACCAACGCGUACCGCUACGGAACUAUGCGCGAGUGGGUUCUGUCAUUGACGGUAGUCCUAGCCGAUGGAACAGUGAUCAAGACUCGUCAGCGCCCACGCAAGUCUAGUGCCGGAUAUGAUCUGACCCGAGUCUUCAUCGGCAGUGAGGGAACUCUGGGCCUGGUAACAGAGGCGACCCUCAAGCUCACAGUCCGCCCACAGAGCGAAAAUGUUGCCGUGGCCAGCUUCGCUAGCAUUCAGAAUGCCGCAGAAUGUGUUACUAAAGUUGUUGAGGCUGGAAUCCCCGUUGCAGGAGUGGAAAUUCUUGACGAUGUGCAGAUGAAAUGCAUCAAUGCUAGCCAGACCACUAGCCGCCAGUGGAAGGAGUCUCCUACUAUUUUCUUCAAGUUCACAGGAACCCCAUCGGCUGUUAAGGAACAGAUUGGAAUGGUCCAGAAGAUCGCCUCCGGCGCAUCUGGCAAGUCAUUUGAGUUUGCUCGUGGUGAGGAAGAAAUGAAGGAACUAUGGAGUGCCCGUAAACAGGCCCUGUGGAGUGUGAUGGCCAUGCGGAGAGGACCUGAAGAUCGUGUCUGGACGACCGACGUGGCCGUUCCCAUGAGCAGACUGCCGGAUAUCAUCGACGCGACCAAGGCGGAUAUGACCAAGAGUGGAUUGUUGGCUGGAAUCUGUGGUCAUGUUGGCGAUGGAAACUUCCACGCAAUUAUUCUAUUCAAUGAGAGUGAGAAGAAGGUGGCCGAAGAAGUGAUCCACCGCAUGGUCAAGCGGGCCGUCGAGAUGGAGGGAACCGUGACGGGAGAGCACGGUGUUGGUCUCGUCAAGAGAGAUUAUCUUGCCCACGAGCUUGGUGAGACUACAGUGGAUGCCAUGCGCAGGUUGAAAUUGGCAUAUGAUCCCCUGCGUUUGCUCAACUGCGACAAGGUUGUUCGAACGGAGCAGCCCGCCCCAGGCGAGAUUAAGCAGUGGUAG
Penicillium verhagenii is the source of this 1794-nucleotide messenger RNA. Its product is annotated as FAD-binding oxidoreductase. The record is from RefSeq and is a predicted model, not a curated record. The transcript is spliced from 4 exons. Gene Ontology annotation, cellular component: mitochondrion. Bases 1 to 1794 code for a protein of 597 amino acids. Gene Ontology annotation, molecular function: D-lactate dehydrogenase (NAD+) activity; FAD binding; D-lactate dehydrogenase (cytochrome) activity. Gene Ontology annotation, biological process: lactate catabolic process. NCBI's taxonomy places the organism in Eukaryota, Fungi, Ascomycota, Eurotiomycetes, Eurotiales, Aspergillaceae.